AGAAGAUGGCAGUAGUGCAACUCUAAGGAUGCAAGCUGCCGUUAAAACCCCAAAAGAAGAAGAAGAAAAAGGAAAGUAUCAAAGUAUCACCAGGUGAUCAUUACCUAGCUGUGUCUUCCCUCUGUUUCGGAUAGCCCCCCCCCCUGUAGAACAUGUCCGGACUCCAGACUGUGACGGUGUUCGUCAGACAGCGGCUGACUGCAGCUGUCGACGAGAUAAUCGGCCACUUAGAGUCAACACUGACCGAGUAUGAAGAGGAGAUGGAGUGCCGCUAUCGCAAACUGCUGCUAGACACGGUGUCCAAGCCCGAGGAGAAGCUGCAAAGAGCAGAUGUCCAGCUUCAUUUGCUGAUUAAAGAAGAGCAGCAGGAGUGGAGCCCCGGCCUGGACGAAGAAGACCCAGUGCGCACACACAUUAAAGAGGAACAGGAGGUUUUCUGGACCAGUCAGGAGGUUAGAACCCAGCUACCAGGACCGCAGGAGGGGGAGUUCACAUUCACUCCUGUCCUUGUGAAGAGUGAGGAUGAGGAAGAGAAACCUCAGUUCUUACUGCUUCAUCAAAGACAAACUGAUGAAGACAGAGAGGCAGAGCCUCCAGCCAGCAGCUCAGCUGAACAGAUGAAAACCGAGGCUGAUGGAGAGAACUGUGGAGGAUCAGAACCAGACAGAGUUUUAGUACCUGGUUUUAAAUGUCUAUCUGCAUCUGAUGACAAGACUUCACAGUGUUCUGGUGCUGUGGCUGAAGACAGCAAUGAUUGUUGGAAGGAGAUCAGGAAACCUCAGACAGAUUUAAAUAUUUUGAAAAAUAAAGUUCCUGUAAGUGAUAUGGGACCUAAAUCCUUUAGCUGCUCAAAAUGUGGUAAAAGAUUUGGACAGAAGCACCAUCUUCAGACACACAUGAGAUGCCAUACUGGAGAGAAACCCUUUAGUUGUUCUCUUUGUGAUAAAAGAUUUAGUCAGAAGGGAAAUCUGACACAACACAUGACAGUCCACACAAGGGAGAAACCAUGCAGUUGUCCUGUCUGUGGCGAAAGAUUUGCACAAAAAGGAAAUCUGACACAACACAUGACUGUCCACACAAGAGAAAACUUUGUUGGUGAGAGAUUGACAAAGGGAAACAGAAUUACACAUUUUACAAAACAUUGAGUUAACAGCUACACAUCAAAAAUCCAAAGUGAUAGCAGCAGCUAAUGAAGUUGGCAACUGUUGGUUGAGAGCUAUAGAAACGUCGGCACAUGUAAAUCCUGGUAGCUCCCAUGAAUUUUGCAAAUUUUUUUGUCUUACUUAGUUGUUUUUGUUGUGUUUAUCACUGGAGCACUAAUGGCAUAUGACAUAAUAGAUUCAUCAACAUCGGAAUAAGAAGCACUUGGAGACGAUUAGCGCUCCACAGCCGACCAACCAGCCUGACCUGCCGGACCAAACGCCGCCAAACCAACCCAGGGAGGAGAGCCGAGAUGAAAGCUAAGCUAACCCAGCUAGGACCUGAGGCUACUCCACUACCCAGCAUGCUCCUGGCUGUCUGAUAGACCUGGCUCCAUCGUUCAUCCCGGAUCAAGCUGCACUUGAUGGGCGGACUUCAGGACAGAGAGCA
This is a messenger RNA of Anoplopoma fimbria (sablefish), 1590 nucleotides long. RefSeq names its product zinc finger protein 354C-like. Gene Ontology annotation, cellular component: nucleus. The record is from RefSeq and is a predicted model, not a curated record. Lineage: Eukaryota; Metazoa; Chordata; Actinopteri; Perciformes; Anoplopomatidae. Bases 153 to 1145 code for a protein of 330 amino acids. The transcript has 2 exons.